CACUGUCGGUGCUCGAUGGGAGCGUGUGGCUUCCCAGGAGGACGUUUUCCCAUCUGACGGCCCCCCGCAGCGCCUCUCCUCCGCCAUGCUCCAGCUCAACGACGCCGUGGAGCCGGAGAGCCCGGGCGCCGCGGUGCUCCACCCGGCCGAGGCCGAGGAGGGGGUGGAGGUCGCCUUCACGCCGCCGGAGGCCGAGCGCAGCCUCGGACACGGAGCCUCGGUGGCGUGCUGCCCGCCGCUCCAGACGCUGACGCCCUUCCACGUGCACAACCCCACCAUGCAGGCCAAAGUCAAGGACUACUUCGUGUUCAGGCCAGGAACCAUCGAGCAGGCGGUGAGCGACAUCCGCACGGUGGCGCUGCCGUCCGAGGACGGAGAGGUGCUGAGCGUGUGGCUGCUGGCGGAAGUCGACCACUGGAACAACGACAAGGAGAGGCUGGUGCUGAUAACUGACAGGUCCCUCCUGGUGUGCAAGUAUGACUUUAUCAACCUGCUGUGUCAGCAAGUCAUCCGGAUCUCGCUCAACGCGGUGGACACCAUCUCCGUGGGCGAGUUCGAGUUCCCACCAAAAUCCCUCAACAAAAGAGAGGGUUACGGGAUCCGUGUCCAGUGGGACAAGCGUCCCCGGGCUUCCUUCUUGAACCGCUGGAACCCCUGGUCCACCGACAUGCCCUACGCCACCUUCACGGAGCAUCCCAUGGCGCACGCCGACGAGAAGGUGGCCUCCCUCUGCCAGAUGGAUAACUUCCGAACCCAGCUGGUGCAGGCAGUGAAGAAAGCCCACAAGGAGCACCCCAUCCCCGGGCGGGCCAACGGCGUCCUGAUCCUGGAGAGGCCCCUGCUCAUCGAGACCUACCUGGGCAUCAUGUCCUUCAUCAACAACGAGGCCAAGCUGGGCUACUCCAUGACGCGCGGGAAGAUCGGCUUCUGACGCGCCGCGGCGUCUCCAGAACUCAGUACAGGCGUCGGCGGCACACGGCGCUGCCCGAGAGGAGCCGCAGGGCCGUGUGCGAGCGGAGGCGUCGGGCGUCCGCGCCGAUUCGAGAGACAACUCGUAGGUCAAUGAUGCGCUGCACUGCAUGAACCGUCUACUCAUCCGUUUUCCCGCCGAAGAGCCGCGUCCUCCAGGUGGAGAUCGGCGGGAGCCACACUGCAGGCGGAGCUUCGUUCAUUUCAUGCUUCUCAUGAAAACUUGUCAGAGCGGAUUUCGAGAGCCGUGGUUUUCAAAGCGUGCAGGAGAGUUUCAGGGUAGCCGCUGGGGGGGGGGGGGGGAUAAAGGGUGAAACUUUUAAUAAUUUAUUUAAGAGUAAUAUAAAAUAAACUUUAAUAUAACAGAUCUAACCAGUGGAGACUACAUACACACACUUUUAGCAUCUAAACAAGUUAUUUCCUCAUUAAUAUUUAUUAUUGUGAAGUGCAUAGAGGGCUCAUAAUAAACACCUGAUAGAUUCUGCUCAUCUGCGGUUUGAAGGGUUGAUUAUGUGCUUCGUUUGGGUGAAACUAUACGAUGAAUCCAGAAUUAGGAGCCGCUGGGUGUUCUCGGUGGGCGGAGUUUAACGGCCUCGCCACGUGGUUCUUCAAACAGAUGUUUAGUUGUUGUGGAACGAGGAGAGGACGGGAUGUGCACUGCUCUGCAGGAAAGGCUCCGGGCUCCGCUUCAUGUGGACACGUUCAGCUGAAAGAGCCGGAGACGCUCGGUCCGGCGGGACUCAAGUUCCAUGUUGAGUGUUUGACUUUUCGUGCUGCCAGUUUUUUGCUCUCAUAACCAAAAAUGUUUUUAUACGUCGGCUGUUUAAUGCAGUGUGAACUGUGUCUUCUGGUUGUAAGUUGCCUUGUUGGUCUUUUGCACUCCGAUCCAUCAAACUGACAAACUACACCAUGCACACACACACACACACGCGCACACACACACACAGAGGUUAAAGUUUCUCUUGUCAUGCUAAACAAAUUCAACUGUUUGUUUUCUGGUCUGCAUGCUCGCUGCAUGUUAAGUUUGCAUGAUGGAUGUUUUUUUUGUUUUUUUAAAGGAACACUGAUUAAAGUUUUUGUUCUUCUGCACUCCUCUUGAUGCGGUGA
This is a messenger RNA of Salarias fasciatus (jewelled blenny), 2076 nucleotides long. RefSeq names its product tumor protein p63 regulated 1-like (gene tprg1l). The transcript is spliced from 6 exons. Lineage: Eukaryota; Metazoa; Chordata; Actinopteri; Blenniiformes; Blenniidae. Gene Ontology annotation, cellular component: cytoplasm. Bases 86 to 931 code for a protein of 281 amino acids. The record is from RefSeq and is a predicted model, not a curated record.